AUGAAGAGGCGGUCGACGCAGAUGAAGGAGACAGCAAACUCUCCCUUCAAAUCCUCUGCAGGGACAAGACAGAAGCGCGGUGUACCUAACUGGGCGAUGACAUCUUCGGAUUUCUUCGGCUGGGUGGAGGAGCUGAGGAAACACGCCGGCUACGACCGAAUCGAUGACCUGGCCCGAACUUUCUGGGCUCAUUUUCCCUCCGCAGACCGACUCGGAUAUGGAGCGGACGAACCGGAUGAGUAGAAGCCCUGCUGUGAUGAAUCACUGAACAACUGAGGAGCUGAAAUGAACAAAAGCUGAAAUUCACUUCACUGAAUAAAGACUCGUUGUUGUCAACUUUUUUUUUUUUUUUUACAGGAUGUUGCAACACGCUUCGUCCUGCGUCCUUUCUGUCCAUAUUCUCCUCUUAUUGUUGGAAGAGUCCAGAUGUCUCCUCCGCUUGCACAAAUACGCUGUCAUACAGAAUUAAUUGAAUUAACACUGUCAGCAUUCAUGUGAAAAUGAUUGCUGGUUUGGUCUCCUCCCAGUCACAGCUGUUUUCAGUCUCAGAGUCAGACAAGAAGACCAUCAUGUGGAUGAGGAUCUGAGCUGUGUGGCCCAAGCAAAGAUUUUCUCCUUUCACAGUUUCCAAACCACUUUUAUUCUGCUGGAGGUCAAUUUAAAUGGGUAUUUAGUAGUGUUACUGAUCAAUUCAGGCCCACAUCUUGACAUUUUAGUGCAAAUUGUUUGAAUUUUACGUUUUGUCUUAUAAACACGCAUAGCGACUGCCCUCUACAGGUUGAACCCUGGCUAUUGCAAUUGAAUUUUUUUAAGCGGCUGAUCCGGAACCA
Messenger RNA from Scatophagus argus, 830 nucleotides. RefSeq names its product otospiralin-like. The coding region runs from base 1 to 243 and encodes 80 amino acids. Gene Ontology annotation, biological process: sensory perception of sound. NCBI's taxonomy places the organism in Eukaryota, Metazoa, Chordata, Actinopteri, Scatophagidae. The transcript is spliced from 2 exons. The record is from RefSeq and is a predicted model, not a curated record.